ACUCUAGACAGGAGGUUGGGUGACACCGUAGCUGUGUUCAGAUCGCUGUGGCUGGAACAAACCAGGAACUGGGACUAACAGAGGAGUUUUAAAGGAGCUAAAGACGCUAACAGAGGGUUUCCUGUUGUUUUAAGAAGAGUGUUGCCAUGGGUAAGACGACACAACACUGUCUGCUGCUUUUGCUGUUUCUGUCAGGGCUUGCUCGGUGUUCAGCUGCCUUGUUAUUUUGGACAGCCGUGAUGGAAAUAGGCUAUGUUAACAACAAUGAGACUGUGGAAAAAUAUUGUGAGUGUGGGGUGUUUGGUCGUAACUCUCCCGUGGAGAAAACCACAGGCAUUGUUACACUUCCCCAGGGAGACCCCAAAGGCUGCGGCCCGGAUCCUGUGUACAACCGUAAUUCCAGCUCACCGCGGUGGAUAGCCCUGGUGAAAAGGGGCAACUGUACCUUUAGUGAGAAGAUCAAUGCUGCCAAACGUCAAGGAGCAGCUGGUGUGGUGGUGUAUAAUGUGGAUGGCAGUGGCAACAGCACCACUCACAUGGCACACUCAGAUGCAGCUGGUAUUGUGGCUAUCAUGAUUGGCAACACUCAGGGCAUGGAGAUUGUCAAGUUGGUGAAGAAUGGGACAGAUGUGCAGAUGCUUAUUGAACCAGGCAGCCCUCAUGGACCCUGGAUGGACACCUACUGGCUUUACUUCCUGUCCAUCGCCUUCUUCAUUGUGACAGCAGCCUCAAUCGCCUACUUUGUGUUUAUCUCUGCAAAUCGUCUCUACAGCCUGAGCAUUCACAGGCGGUCUGAGAGGAGGCUGAAAACAGAGGCUAAGAGGGCAAUUAAGCGUCUACACGUACGCACACUGAAGAGAGAGGAUGAGGAAACUACUUCCGACUUCCAUAUGUGUGCCGUGUGUAUUGAAUCCUACAAGGCAGGCGAAGUGGUCACAGUGCUCACAUGUGACCACAUCUUCCAUAAAGCCUGCAUCGAGCCCUGGCUGCUGGAGAGGAGGACCUGCCCCAUGUGCAAGUGCGACAUCCUAAAAGCACUGGGAGUUGAGGAAGAGACAAAAGAGAGCAUUUCUGCCGAUUCACCACCAGAUGUCACUGUGAUCACAGUGGCAGGAGGAGACACCCUCUACGAAGUCCCACUGACCGACCCAGCGAGCCCUGACCCAGAGAGACAUCAGCAUCUCUAUGACAACAGGGCCUAUGAGGGAGACUCGCAGGCUGCCAGAGGAUGAACAACAGCAACAGAAGCAAAACAGCAACUAACCAGGACACAGUCAAAUCCCUGUUUGAAUUAAGAUCUUUUACUUGGAUACAUUGAACCAGCACAAUGGAAUCAAACUGUAAUCUUCCGACAGGAGAGACACUGUUCAUCUUUUAAUGCAAACACACUAGAAUACAUAAAAAAAAAUUUUAAAAAAAAGGACCUUGUGUAAUUAGUUUGGAUGCCAUCGCAUUUUCUUUGUGUCUAUCUUGGUGCAAGUAUGUAAUUAUUGGAAACUAUUGGGUGGGUUCAUGAAGUUACCUUUGGUUGGGUAGAAUAGAUUAAAAAAACAGAGCAGUCAUGGAGUGCUGCCAGUGUCAAGUUUCUGUUUUGCAUAGUGAGCACACUGGUUAGGGAGGAAGUGAGGCAAAUCAUUUGAAUAUCUGUUUGAAUUCAAGGGCAAUUUUUUCCUCCAACAAAAGGCUUGUUAGUUUGCAUCGCUCACAGUACCUCACGAUUAGCUAUUGUCAUUUAUUUGUCUUAAUUCAUUUAAAAAAAAAAUUGGACUAUGUUUUUCUAUUUUGAUCAUCAGGUUGUCUAACUGGAUUUACAAACACACCAUUAUGAACACACCCUUGAAGAAAAUGCAGCAUGACACACAUUGACUUCAUAACAUCACCUGAGGGGAUGGGACUCUUAAGAAACAUGGUUUAAGGGAACAUGUUACCACAUAGGAAUUUUCAAGUCCUUUAUAAUUUAUUGUCUAGGCUAUAGCUAUAUAAAUAGCUAUUUUUGAGAAACAGAAAAUCCCACAGAAUUAUAACAUUGCAAUAAAUGUCAUAGGAACUGUAGAUGAUAUGCCUCUAAAACUGUUAUCUUGACUAUUGGAUAGGUGAAAAUGAUGGGUUCUGGUUUUUUUUUAAAUGAUAUAUAUAUUGAGAUUGAUUCAUCAAUCAUAGAGUUCUUAUAUAUAUAUGUAUAUAUAAUACAUAAUACAUAAUAUACGUAAAGUUGAUUUUCAUUUACAAGUACCAAUUGAUAUUUUUGAACAGGUCUUUCAGAUUUUUCCUUUGAAUUAUUUCUGAAUGUUUAUUCAAUCCCUGUGCUCGACCUGCGAACUCACUUGAGUAAAUUAUGCAAACAUUUUUAAGAUUCUUUCAAUUCCAACAUUAAGUGUGUCCCUCAGUAAAUGAUAAAGCUAAAGAGCUUCCUUUGUUUGCUGGUGGGGAUAUACUGCUAAUGGUACUUAAUAUAUUUUUCUAUAUUCAAUCAUUUUCACAACUGUUUUACAGAUUCCAGGAGUCUUAAAUUAUUCUGAAAAAAUGAAUAUUACUUGCUGUAUUAAAUCACAUUGAUGCUUAUUAGAAUGCAAUAAAUCCCUCAAAAUGAGGCAAACUUUAUGAGCA
This is a messenger RNA of Seriola aureovittata, 2607 nucleotides long. Its product is annotated as RING finger protein 148-like. The record is from RefSeq and is a predicted model, not a curated record. Bases 147 to 1232 code for a protein of 361 amino acids. Gene Ontology annotation, cellular component: cytoplasm; nucleoplasm. The transcript has a single exon. Lineage: Eukaryota; Metazoa; Chordata; Actinopteri; Carangiformes; Carangidae.